Molecule: messenger RNA, 843 nt
Organism: Pestalotiopsis fici W106-1
Lineage: Eukaryota; Fungi; Ascomycota; Sordariomycetes; Amphisphaeriales; Sporocadaceae
Exons: 1
Coding region: 1-843 (280 amino acids)
Biological process (GO): regulation of DNA-templated transcription
Source: RefSeq, a predicted model, not a curated record
AUGGCACCCGCUAAUGCCGGCAAGCGAGUCAAGGGCGUACAGAUCUAUCGCCCCUUCAUAUACGGCACCACUGCGCGUCCCUUCAACGACACUGACAACAUUCGUCCCCCGGGCGUACCAAUCGACCACACCCACAGCUGGACAGUAUUCGUCAAGGGAGUAGAGGAUACGGAUAUCUUUUAUUGGCUCCGUCGCGUUCAGUUUAAGCUACAUGAAUCGAUUCCGAACCACUUGCGUACUUGCGACGCUGAGCAGAUCAUCCGAGACAACGAGAACAAGCCCGCGGCCAAGAAGCAAAAGGGUUUCGUGGUAAACGAGACGGGAUGGGGAGAGUUUGAAAUCACCAUCAAGUUGUACUACGACAGCAAGAGCGGCGAGAAGCCCCAGACCUUGUACCACCACCUGCGCCUUCACCCGUAUGGCCGCACAGAAGAGGAGAGGGAGGCCAUGCGCAACAAUGGCACUGGCGAGGUUCUUGCUUGGACAUAUGAGGAACAGCUUUUCAAUGAGCCGUUUGAAGAGUUUUACAAGACCCUGACGUCGGGGGCGCAUAACAAGGGACAGCCGCCGCCAGGCGGCAAGGGCAAAGGCAAAGGCAAGGCCGCCCCCAACCAAGGCAAGCAAGAGGAAGGCGACGUCAAGGAACGCAGUGCCAUGAUACCAUUGAUGAAUCGACCUGGCCAACCAUUCUCUCGGGAGACGGAACAACUGGAACUUAAGAGGUUGAAGGAGGCAGAAGAGAAGGUUUCAGCCAUGAUCCUUGAGCUCAACAAGCAGACGAAGCAGAAAGAGACCGAGUUAGCGGCCCUCAAGGCAGCCAAUAGUCAGGCUGCACCGGCAUAG